UAAAAGUAUACGCGAGAUCCGUUUUAUUUAGAAUAUAUGUGUCUUCACCGAACUACUUAAAUUUUCCAAUUCUUGAAUAACUUUAUGCCCUUGCUCUGGUCUUUUGACAUUAGUUAUUACCUCACACAAUCCUAUGAGCCCCGAAAAUCCCCGGUAUACCUCCAACGAGCAUUCCUGUGGACUCAAAAUCGUACCCUUCAUGAUCCCGCUUCAUGGCCUCAGAGCCCGCCCUACAGCCCGCUUCGCUCACGCACACACCCCUCACCGUGUCUGUGUCACAGCACGUUCCAACCGCGCAAACAUACCCGGGAAGACAUUCGGAGCUUUUCUUACAGCUGGAGAGACUUGAGCAUGUGGUGUCGCCAUCGAGGCAGACGCCACGGCCCUCGGCGACGAUGCCGCAGAUGCAGUUGUCUUCUUCAGGGCCACACUUGCCGAAAGCACCGCAUAGCGAGCGACAGAACUCUCUCGCGCAAAGGCCGUUGGUACACUCGGUGCCUGAGGCACACUAGGUAGGUAUUAGUCCAUACUUGCUAUGUAAAGAAUGGGACGGUCAGGA
Molecule: messenger RNA, 559 nt
Organism: Mytilinidion resinicola
Lineage: Eukaryota; Fungi; Ascomycota; Dothideomycetes; Mytilinidiales; Mytilinidiaceae
Exons: 1
Coding region: 85-516 (143 amino acids)
Source: RefSeq, a predicted model, not a curated record